Messenger RNA from Teleopsis dalmanni, 1345 nucleotides. Its product is annotated as palmitoyltransferase ZDHHC3. The transcript has 5 exons. Gene Ontology annotation, cellular component: endoplasmic reticulum; Golgi apparatus. Gene Ontology annotation, biological process: peptidyl-L-cysteine S-palmitoylation; protein targeting to membrane. The coding region runs from base 1 to 858 and encodes 285 amino acids. NCBI's taxonomy places the organism in Eukaryota, Metazoa, Arthropoda, Insecta, Diptera, Diopsidae. The record is from RefSeq and is a predicted model, not a curated record. Gene Ontology annotation, molecular function: protein-cysteine S-palmitoyltransferase activity.
AUGCACCAAUAUACACAAAUUCAAAGCGGAUUGGAUAUGCAUAAUCGGUGCUGCAAUGGGCGCGCCUGGUGUGUUAAGGAUAUAUGCGGCAUCGUCUGUGCAAUAUUUACCUGGUUAUUAAUCCUUUUUGCUGAAUUUGUUGUAAUGCGAGUUAUUCUUUUAUCCAGUCCACAUACCAUUUUUAGUACAAUUAAUAUAGUUGUGUUCCAAGCAUUAGCAUUUCUAGCAUUUGCCUCACAUAUACGCACGAUGCUCUCCGAUCCGGGUGCCGUUCCGCGUGGUAAUGCCACUAAAGAAAUGAUUGAGCAAAUGGGUUAUCGUGAAGGCGAAAUGUUUUUUAAAUGCCCUAAAUGCUGCAGCAUAAAACCAGAUCGUGCUCAUCAUUGUUCAGUUUGUCAACGUUGUAUACGUAAAAUGGAUCAUCAUUGUCCAUGGGUGAAUAAUUGUGUUGGUGAAAAUAAUCAAAAAUACUUUGUCUUGUUUACGUUCUAUAUUGCUUCGAUAUCAGUGCAUGCCAUGUUUCUGGUUAUAACCGAAUUUACAGAGUGCGUGAGGAGUGAGUGGCGACAUUGUUCACCUUACUCUCCGCCCACAACUAUAUUCCUAUUAUUAUUCCUUACAUUUGAAGCGCUUAUGUUCGCUAUAUUUACGAUAAUUAUGCUGGUCACCCAGCUAUCUGCGAUUCUUAAUGAUCAAACUGGAAUCGAGCAACUUAAAAAAGAGGAAGCACGUUGGGCAAAAAAAUCUCGCAUUAAAAGCAUACAAUCUGUCUUCGGAAGAUUUUCACUGGCAUGGUUCUCUCCAUUUACGAAACCCUCCUGUAAAACAAAGUUCAAUUCUCAUUUUUACUCAGUGUAGUGUGUGUACAAAUAAAUUUCCUUUAUUUAUCUCAAUGCAGGGGUAUAUAUAUAUGGAAUAGUUCGAUUGGGACAAUAAUAACAAAUAUGACUAAUAUACCCCGUGAUGCAGCAAUAAUUAUAUGUACUAUACAUGUAUAUUUAUAUUUAUCUUUAUAUUUACAUUUAUAUAUGUAUAUAUUUUUUAAAAUGUUAUCUUCUAAUCGUUUUCCUUCUUACCGAUUGUAAUAAAUCAAUUUUUCGUUAGUUCAUCUGUGGUAUUUCAUGUCGCUACACUGGCACAUGCAGUACACGUACUUGAGUGGCUUUAUCGAUCAAAAUUUUUAGGUGCGAAUGCUUAGAGCAGAAAUGGGUCUUUUACUAUUUCUGCUGAAGAAAUUUAUUGAUUUUGAAGGUUUCUCGUAUGUACAUGUAUGUUACUUAUUAGCAUUAAGGGAAAUGUUGCAAAUACACUUAAAACGUUUAUCGAACAAAACAAAGAAAUAACA